GAUAGCCCUUCCCGUUGAGACCGACCGGCUGUUGAUAACAAGUUGAACCGACUUUUUUCGUUCUUCAAAAGUUCAAAGUUCUUUUGCAUAGAGUUGUUAUUUAUGAAUAUAGAUUAUCAAUAUUUUGCAUUGAGAACACAAAACAAACUAAGGAUUCUCUGACUGACGACAUUUUGAGUACAAUAAUAACAAAAUAAACAUGAUUAACAUUGCUGCCCAUACCCUGCGUAAUACACUCAACAAAAAGAUCACAGCCUUGCAACAAGUACGUCAUUUGAACUUAUUGGAGUUCCAGAGUAAAGAUCUCUUGCAAAAGUACAAUGUGGCCAUACAGCAAUUCAAGGUGUUGGAUAACUCAGGCAAAGAUGCUGAAGUUUUGAAGCAAUUUGAGUGUCCCGAAUAUGUUGUAAAGGCUCAAAUUUUAGCCGGUGGUCGUGGCAAGGGUACCUUCGAUAAUGGCUUCAAAGGUGGUGUACACAUAACCACAAAAAAAGAUGAAGUCCUCGAUUUGACCAAAAAGAUGAUUGGUAAUCGUUUGAUUACCAAACAAACACCAAAAUCUGGUAUUAUGGUCAAGAAAGUCAUGGUUGCACGCAGUGUGAAUAUUAUUCGUGAAACCUAUCUUUGCAUUUUACUGGAUCGUGAACACAAUGGACCCGUACUGAUUGCCUCACCUGCCGGCGGUGUUGACAUUGAGGCUGUGGCUGAAGAAACCCCAGAGAAAAUUCUUACAAUUCCUUUGAACAUUGACAAACCCAUACCUCAGGAAACUUUAGAAAAAGUUGCUAAAUUUUUGGAAUUCAAGGGAAAAUGCAUUGAAACAUGUGCUGAGGAGAUUCAAAAACUUUUUACCUUAUUUAAGGCUGUUGAUGCAGUACAAAUCGAAAUUAAUCCAUUAGCUGAGACUGACAAAGGUGAGGUCAUCUCUGUAGAUGCCAAACUGAACUUUGAUGAUAAUGCCCAGUAUAGACAGAAGGAAAUCUUUGCCAUGGACAUAAGUGAAGAGGAAUCUGAUCCAAGGGAAAUUGAGGCAGCCAAACAUAAUCUCAAUUAUGUUGCCAUGGAUGGUAAUAUUGGUUGCUUGGUAAAUGGAGCUGGUUUGGCCAUGGCCACCAUGGACAUUAUUAAGCUGAAUGGCGGUGAUCCAGCUAAUUUCCUUGAUGUUGGCGGUGGUGUCAAGGAAGAUCAAGUGUUGAAGGCAUUUGAAAUUUUGACCUCAGAUCCCAAAGUGAAAGGAAUUUUGGUAAAUGUUUUCGGUGGCAUUGUCAAUUGUGCAACAAUUGCCAAUGGUGUUGUGGCAGCUUCUAAGAAACUAAGUCUAAAUGUACCUUUAGUUGUGCGCCUUGAAGGCACCAAUGUCGAUGAAGCUCGUCAAAUUUUGAAAAAUUCUGGUUUAGCUAUACAAACGGCAACAGAUUUGGACGAUGCUGCCCAAAAAGCUGUUGCAGCUCUUAAUUAAAGAAUUCGUAAGGAAAUUAAGGAUUAGUUGUUAUCCCGUUUUCGAAGUGUUCAGAAGACAUAUUAAAAUAUAGAAAUUAUGGUUUGAACCAGACGUGCAUUUCCGUAUGUUAAAUUUUUUUCUUGUAGAAAAUUAAAGGAUCGCUAUAUUUUUCAAUUAAAAGCAAAAGUAGAAGUUUCAUAUUAGAUAUACAAUUUUUUGUUUGUUUUACACCCUUUACAUUUAUUUUGAAAAUAAAUUGAAAAUAUAUUUUAAGGUAA
Molecule: messenger RNA, 1719 nt
Organism: Musca domestica (house fly)
Lineage: Eukaryota; Metazoa; Arthropoda; Insecta; Diptera; Muscidae
Gene: ScsbetaG
Product: succinate--CoA ligase [GDP-forming] subunit beta, mitochondrial
Exons: 4
Coding region: 200-1459 (419 amino acids)
Biological process (GO): succinyl-CoA metabolic process; tricarboxylic acid cycle
Cellular component (GO): mitochondrion; succinate-CoA ligase complex
Molecular function (GO): succinate-CoA ligase (GDP-forming) activity; ATP binding
Source: RefSeq, a predicted model, not a curated record